Messenger RNA from Selaginella moellendorffii, 1888 nucleotides. RefSeq names its product protein LAZ1. Gene Ontology annotation, molecular function: transporter activity. Lineage: Eukaryota; Viridiplantae; Streptophyta; Lycopodiopsida; Selaginellales; Selaginellaceae. The transcript has 8 exons. Gene Ontology annotation, biological process: transport. The coding region runs from base 175 to 1773 and encodes 532 amino acids. The record is from RefSeq and is a predicted model, not a curated record.
AGAAACCCUAAAAUCUCCCACGCAUUGGUCUAUUUUCAGUCGAGCGAUGCGCCAGGCGGUAAAUAGGACGGUAUGAAUCGCGCCCGCCAGGAAUUCCAUCCGAUUGCCCUAGAAUGCAGCAGGCAUGUGGCGCUGGCCUAGAAUCUGGGGCUGCCGCGUAGCGAUUGGAUUAUCAUGCUGUCUUGGGGAUUGCUACUCGAUCGCCUCGACGUCGGCGGUAGUUUCAUCCUUGCUGCUGCGCCCGGCCCCGACGAUGCCGUGACGUCGAUUCAUACGUGGGCUGUUAUCGUUGCCGGGAUUUUUGUUCUUAUCGCGCUCACGUUGUCCACGUUUCUCAUCUUCGAGCAUCUCACAUCGUACAACAAGCCCGAGGAACAAAAAUGGCUGGUUGGGAUCAUUUUCAUGGUUCCUGUCUACUCCGUUGAAUCGCUGGUGUCGCUGUGGAAUAACGAGCUAUCACUCGUGUGUGACAUCCUUCGGAAUUGCUAUGAAGCGUUUGCACUGUAUUCUUUCGGCUGCUACCUUAUUGCCUGCUUGGGUAACUUUUCUCGCUCCGAGACUCGCACGCAUAUAAAAUCUCUUUUUUUCUGCAUUGCAGGAGGCGAGGAUCGAGUCGUGGACAUGCUGGAAAGGCAAGCGAUAGCGGGUCCGAGAACACCUCUUCUUGUUCGAAGUCGGUCCUCCGGAAAAGCGGCUGUCAAGCAUCCUAUUCCAUUAAACUGUUGUUUGACGCCGUGGUCACUUGGGCAGGAUUUCUAUCACAUUGUGAAGUUCGGCAUAGUUCAAUAUAUGAUUUUGAAGACCACACUCUCGUUCCUAUCUCUGUUCUUAAACGUUUUCGAUGCUUAUGGAGAGGGGGAGUUCAAGUGGUAUUACGGAUAUCCAUACGUGACUGUGAUACUGAACUUCAGCCAGACAUGGGCACUGUAUUGUUUGGUUCAGUUCUAUGCCGUGACGAAAGAUGAGCUUCACCACAUCCAACCCCUCUCGAAGUUUAUCUGCUUUAAGGCGAUCGUCUUCGCAACCUGGUGGCAAGGUGUAGCGAUUGCAGUGCUCUUUGGUUCUGGUGCCGCGAAAGGUGUUGCUCCCGAAGGAGUUAAGCUGCAGUCCAGCUUGCAGGAUUUCAUAAUUUGUAUAGAGAUGGCUAUAGCUGCUGUUGCACACAUCUACUGUUUUCCAGCAAGGCCAUACCAACAAAUAAACGAGUUUGGGCAACGCUCAGUUGCUGUCCUCUCUGACUACGCCUCGAUGGACUCGCCGCUGGAUCCAGACGAGGUGAAGGAAAGCGAACGACGGUCCAUCCUCCGCUUCCUUCCCCCGGAGAUGGAGAACGUCGCCACGAGCUUGAAAGAAAGCGUGCAGGACGUUGUCAUGGUCGGAGGCGAACAGAUCGUUCACGACGUCAAGUUCACCGUCUCUCAAGCCGUGGAGCCGAUGGAGAAAGGCAUCAAUCGCUUGAACGAGACUCUCCACGACAAGUUCCACCAGUUGCCCGGGCAACUCCCGUGGCACGGUAGGCGCGGCGACGGCAAAGGGAGUAAGAGGCUUCACGCGUCCAAGGACGACGCUUGGAUCAGGCAAGGGCUAGGGGGAGCCGUGAGAGGAAUCGACGAUCCUUUGCUCAGCGGCAGCGUUAGUGACACCGGGCUCUUGAGAAAGAAGUUCAAGGACUCGGCCUCGUAUGGAAGUGGUGCUGAGAGCAGCGGCGAGAGCAGCGAUCAAGGCGGCGCUGGCUUCAAGACGGGCGGGCGGCGAUGGACGUUGAGGAGCUAGCGGCGGGGGAGAGAAGUUUUGGUUGCGGGAAGAACAAAACUUUCGAGGAAGAGCGGAAUGGUGUAAAAAUACCGUUAAAAUUUGUUCGUUCAAGCUAAACCCUCGCUUAGCCGGA